AUGGCAUGCAGGCAGAGAGGAGACAGCGGGAGACCCUCAAGCUGGUUCCAUGCAGACUGGAGGUCAUUUUUUCUAUGCUUCACCCUUUUGGCUUCGGUGAACUCAAUAGAUGUUAAUCAGUUGGUGGAUCCUGCCUUCCCAGGUACUGUCACUUGCUAUGAAAAUAGAAUGGUAGUGGAGUUCAAAAGAACUCUUGGCAACAAGAUUCAGCAUGCAUCUGUGGUGGAUUCCCUUGGUCUUAAAAUGCUGAACUGCACUUAUGUUCUGGACCCUGAAAAGCUCACCCUGAAGGCCCCAUAUGAAAACUGUACCAAAAGAGUGCUUGGCCAACACCAGAUGACCAUCACAUUCAUGAAUGACAAUGCUGCCCAUAGACAAGGGACUGUCUUGUAUCACGUCAGCUGUCCGGUUAUGCAAGCAGAAAGACAUGAACAGCAUUCGGGAUCCACAAUCUGCUCAAAGGAUUUCAUGUCUUUUACCUUUCACUUUUUUCCUGGCAUGGCUGAUGACACUGCGGGUCCCAAACCUCAGAUGGGAUGGACCAUUACAGUUGGUGAUGGUGAAAGAGCCCAAAAUCUGACCCUUCAAGAGGCCCUGAUGCAAGGAUAUAAUCUCCUGAUUGAGAACCAGAAGAUGAGCAUCCAAGUGUUAUUCCAUGCCACUGGAGUGACUCACUACUCGCAAGGUAACAGCCAUCUCUACAUGGUGCCUCUGAAGCUCACGCAUGUGUCUCCUGGGCAGACGAUCAUCUUAUCAUCAAGACUCAUUUGUGUGUCAGAUCCUGUGACCUGUAAUGCCACACACAUGACUCUCACCAUACCAGAAUUUCCUGGGAAGUUAAAAUCCGUGAGCUUUGAAAAUAAGAAUAUUGCUGUGAACCAGUUGCACAACAGCGGGAUUGUUAUGGAAGUAGCAAAUGGCCUCAGGUUGCAUUUCAGCAAAACUCUCCUCAAAACGAAAUUCUCUGAAAAAUGCCUACCCUAUCAGUUCUACUUAUCUUCACUGAAGCUGACGUUUUAUACCCAACUGGAGAUGGUAUCCAUGGUGAUUUAUCCUGAGUGUGUCUGCGAGUCCACAGUUUCUAUAGUUUCAGGGAAGCUGUGUACUCAAGAUGGGUUUAUGGACGUCAAGGUCUACCGCCAUCAAACAAAACCAGCUCUCAACUUGGACACUAUUAGGGUGGGAGACUCCUCCUGCCAGCCAAUCUUUAAAGCUCCAUUUCAAGGACUGGUGAAGUUUCACAUACCCCUGAAUGGAUGUGGAACAAGACGUAAGUUUGAGAAUGACAAAGUCAUCUAUGAAAAUGAAAUACAUGCUCUCUGGGCGGAUCUUCCUCCAAGCACAAUUUCCAGAGAUAGUGAAUUCAGAAUGACGGUGAGGUGCUAUUAUAGCAGCAGUAACAUGCUAAUAAAUACCAACGUCGAAAGCCUUCCUCCUCCAGUAGCCUCAGUGAAGCCAGGUCCACUUGCCUUGACCCUACAAACCUACCCAGAUAAUUCCUACCUGCGACCAUAUGGGGACAAGGACUACCCUGUGGUGAGAUACCUCCGCCAACCAAUUUACUUAGAAGUGAGAGUCCUAAAUAGGACUGACCCCAACAUCAAGUUGGUCUUAGAUGAUUGCUGGGCAACAUCCACCAUGGACCCAGCCUCUCUCCCUCAGUGGAAUAUUAUCGUGGAUGGCUGUGAAUACAACUUGGACAACCACAGAACCACCUUCCAUCCUGUUGGCUCCUCAGUGGCCUAUCCUAAUCACUAUCAGAGGUUUGAUGUGAAGACCUUUGCCUUUGUGUCAGAGGCCCCAGUUUUCUCUCACUUGGUCUACUUCCACUGCAGCGCCUUAAUCUGCAAUCAACUGUCCUCUAACUUCCCCCUGUGUUCUGCGUCUUGCCUUGGGUCAUCCAGAAGCAGGCGAGCCACAGGGGCCACUGAGGAAGAGAAGAUGAUAGUGAGUCUCCCAGGCCCCAUCCUUCUGUUGUCAGAUGGCUCUUCAUUCAGAGAUGCUGUGGAUUCUAAAGGGCAUGGGACUACUGGAUAUGUUGCUUUUAAAACUGUGGUUGCUGUAGUUGUCUUAGCAGGUGUUGUGGCAACUCUAAGCCUAAUCAGCUACCUGCGCAAGAAAAGAAUCACCAUGCUAAACCACUAA
Messenger RNA from Budorcas taxicolor (takin), 2145 nucleotides. RefSeq names its product zona pellucida glycoprotein 2 (gene ZP2). NCBI's taxonomy places the organism in Eukaryota, Metazoa, Chordata, Mammalia, Artiodactyla, Bovidae. The transcript is spliced from 18 exons. Gene Ontology annotation, molecular function: acrosin binding; structural constituent of egg coat. Gene Ontology annotation, cellular component: egg coat. The coding region runs from base 1 to 2145 and encodes 714 amino acids. The record is from RefSeq and is a predicted model, not a curated record. Gene Ontology annotation, biological process: prevention of polyspermy; binding of sperm to zona pellucida.